Ipomoea triloba (trilobed morning glory) is the source of this 1049-nucleotide messenger RNA. RefSeq names its product PLASMODESMATA CALLOSE-BINDING PROTEIN 3-like. Bases 146 to 763 code for a protein of 205 amino acids. Lineage: Eukaryota; Viridiplantae; Streptophyta; Magnoliopsida; Solanales; Convolvulaceae. The transcript is spliced from 4 exons. The record is from RefSeq and is a predicted model, not a curated record.
UUUUGUGUUUGGUAAUUUUUCCUUUCCCAAACACGCCUUUAUUUCUCACUCUCUCCCAGUCCCACCUUCUGCUAGCUUAGCAGGCCUUGUUUGUUUAUCGUCAUUCUAAGAGGGCUUCUUGUGUUAUCCUCUCCAUCGAUCUGCCAUGAAUAUGGCUUCUUUACUGUCUGCAUUGCUCUUGUUGGCCAUGGCUGCUCACUCAAGUGCAACAUGGUGCAUUUGCAAGGUAGGGAUGAGUGAUAGUGAGUUACAAAAGACACUGGACUAUGCAUGUGGGAAUGGGGCAGAUUGCAACCCCAUUCACCAGAAUGGGCCAUGUUAUAACCCCAACACUGUAAGAGCUCAUUGCAAUUAUGCUGUCAAUAGCUUUUUCCAGAAGAAGGGCCAAGCUGCAGGCACUUGUGACUUCUCUAGCACUGCCUCCAUAACCACAACUGACCCCAGUAUAACUGGUUGUGCUUUUCCCUCCAGUGCAAGUGGAAGCACAACACCAGUAAGCACAACCCCUACUACCACACCUUCAACAACCACAGGCAAUGCUUCUCCAAAUCCAAUCAUCACUACUCCCACUACAGGCGGCGGUGCUAUAGGAGGCGGUUUCAACAAUGGUUUAGGCCCAUCGGGUGGUGUUGGCACCUACAACGAUAUGAGUCAUGCUGGGAUUUCAAUAAUGCUAAGGAAAAAUAAUGCCAUUUUCCCCUCCAUCACCCUCCUCCUGAUCUCAGCACUAGCACCAUUAAUGUGGCUUCAACAAGAGCAGUAGUAGAUCUUUAGAUGAAUUGGGCCAACUGCAUGCCAACAUUAUUGGAUGGAUGGGUAUCUGAAAAUUAUUGGUGUUGAAAAUUUUAUUGUGUGCAGUAGUGGCGGGGAAUCAGGCAGUACAUGUGCUAGCCACUUCAGUUACUCUUUAAGGAAUAUCUUUGGACAGCCAUGCAUUUUUGUUUUUGUUUUUGUCUUUCUCUAUCUCUCUCUCUCUCUCAAAGAUCACGGGCUUUGUUCCUUCUUACAUGGAUUCUUCCAUUGUUAUUUCAUGGAUCAGGUUCAUCUUA